Teleopsis dalmanni is the source of this 1359-nucleotide messenger RNA. RefSeq names its product transmembrane protein 120 homolog. The transcript is spliced from 8 exons. Lineage: Eukaryota; Metazoa; Arthropoda; Insecta; Diptera; Diopsidae. The record is from RefSeq and is a predicted model, not a curated record. Bases 103 to 1269 code for a protein of 388 amino acids. Gene Ontology annotation, cellular component: membrane.
AUAAACGCGUAUAUAAAAUACAAAUUGCUUUAAACAAAUUAUACCAUUUUUAAAUAUUCAUAAUUAAUUGCUUUCGUUUUUAAUAAAGUAAUUAAAAGUAGAAUGAGUAUUGACGCACUCAGCAAUGAGUGGGACGAGCUUGGCAAGGAGUUCGUGGAGCUUGAGAACUGCAAUCGUAAAUAUAUUGAGUUAUUGGAACAAUUAUAUAGUCAUCAACAGAAAUGCUUUAAUGAAAUUAAACAUCAACGUUAUCGAAUAAACCAAAUAAAUGCAUCUUUGAAACAAUUCAAAAAACCUGAAGAAAAAGAAAGAGUUUCCGAACUUCAAAAAAAUACAUUAAAGAGGAAAGCUCAACUAUAUGAAAUAGAGCAAUCUCUUCCUGCAAAAUCUGGACUUUAUUUAAGAAUUAUUCUUGGUGAUGUUAAUGUAUCUAUUCUAAACAGAAAUGACAAAGUACGCUAUAAAGAUGACUACGAAAAGUUUAAACUAAUACUCAACGUAAUAGGACUGUUGAUGGCAUUCCUUAAUUUAAUAUUUAACUACAGGGCACUUGAGUUGGCAUAUAUUUUCCUUUUGGUAUGGUAUUAUUGUACUUUGACUAUAAGAGAAUCAAUUUUAAAAGUAAAUGGAUCAAGAAUAAAAGGUUGGUGGCGAGCGCAUCAUUUCAUUUCUACAGUAGCGGCAGGUGUUUUACUUGUUUGGCCACAAGGAGAACAUUGGCAAUUGUUCCGCACACAAUUUAUGUACUUCAACGCAUAUAUUAGCAUGGUUCAGUAUUUACAAUUCGGUUACCAGAAAGGUCUAUUGUAUCGUUUGAAGGCAUUGGGAGAACGGCACAAUAUGGACAUUACCAUAGAAGGAUUUCAUUCAUGGAUGUGGCGUGGUUUAAGUUUUCUUAUACCAUUUCUUUUCCUUGGUUAUGCUUUCCAAGCUUACAAUGCAUACACUCUAUAUAAGUUAUCUAAAGAACCAAUUGAUGCACCGUGGCAUGUUUCUGUUAUGUGUGGCCUCUUUUUGUUGCUUUUCACUGGAAAUAUAAUGACUACCUUAUUAGUCGUGCCUCAAAAAAUACGUGAACGUGCAAAAGAACGUUACCGCCUACAAAGCAUGGGAAAAUCAAUGAAACUUCGUAAAAUGAUGAGGAAUAGUAUGAGUGAAAAUGAUAUUAAAACUCAAAAUGCCAGGACUGAUAAAAAUAAUGAAAUUGCCAGUUCAGAAAUGGAUUCAAAAGCCAAUGAUACUGAAUGUGACAACAAAAAGAUUGACUAAUUACUCACACAAGAUAAAAAGUUAUGUUACAUAUAAAUUUUUUUCAUUUAAUAUAUGCACCUAUUUAAGUUCACAAUUUUCUAUAUAUAU